Messenger RNA from Striga hermonthica, 417 nucleotides. The record is from the annotation of a GenBank genome assembly. NCBI's taxonomy places the organism in Eukaryota, Viridiplantae, Streptophyta, Magnoliopsida, Lamiales, Orobanchaceae.
AUGGCUACUGUGAGCUCAGUCUCGAAGGUCACUGCUCUAUUUGCCCUAGGCAUUUUGUUCGCAUCGCACUACGUGUCUGUUGACGCGAAGCCCAAGUCGCCGUCAGCGUUCGUAAAGAAGACGAUCUCAUCUCACACCAUCGUCAUCUUCUCCAAAUCUUACUGCCCAUACUGUAGAAGAGCAAAAGCUGUGUUUAAGGAGUUGAAACAAGAUCCAUAUGUUGUGGAACUUGAUGAGCGAGAUGAUGGUGGUAGUAUUCAAGACGCCUUGAGUGAAAUAGUCGGUAGGCGAACUGUACCUCAAGUUUUCAUAAACGGGAAGCAUCUUGGAGGCUCUGAUGAUACUGUUGAAGCAUAUGAAAGUGGAAAGCUUGCAGAACUUCUAGGCCUUGGUUCUGAUGAUAAGGAAGAUCUUUAG